AUGCUGAGCUCAUCGGCUUUCAGAGGCAGACUAUGCCAGUCGGUGAGGACAGUCUACGGAGUUACCGAUGAAUCUCUCAUGCUCAUGGCCUUUCCAUUCUCCUUAAUGGAUACUGCUCUGGAAUCUCUCUACACACUACCUCCAGAUUCCAUAUUCUCAUGGGAACAGAUGCAAGAAACGUUCAUGCAGCGGUUCUUCCCCGCUAGCAAGACCCAGCUCCGAAACAACAGAUUAACUCAUUUUUGCAGGAACCUGAUGAAUCCUUACGUGAAGCUUGGGAUCGCUUUCAAGGAUACCAGAGAACAUGGAUUAAAGGAGGACACUCGGGUUCUUAUUCGAGUAGCAUGUGGAGGAAGCCUCAACGAAAAGUCCUUCGACUUCAUAGAGCAACAAAUCAACAAGAUGGCCAACGAGUGUGCUCCCUCUCACGAGUUUAUCAGAAACGUUAGCCUCAAAGACAGUCGUGCAGGUAAGGAAAGUCUAUCUGAAAUUCAUGCAUUACGUGCAGAAUUGGCAAAACUUAAAAUGCAGGUUGAGAAUGCCCAUCAGAUCUCAGAUUUAGACACAUCAGCCAACGGGUACAUGAUCGAAGAUGUCUACUACGUAGAUAACAACCUGUACUCGAAUGUGUACAAUCCGGGGUGGAAGAAUCAUCCAAACUUCUCGUACAAGAAUUCUUCCGACGUCUUGAAUACUCCCCUCGAAAAUUUUGGUGGUCCGGCUAAUCAGGGUCUUUCUCAAGGAUAUCAACCUCGAUCUCGAGCUGUCUCGCAGCAUCAGAAUCAAGCCAUUCAACACUAUCUAGCACCUCUUCAGUCUCAGCAGAAUUAUGCUCUUUCUCCGCCUCCACCACAGGUAGAUUCUGCCCUCGAUCUUAAAUCUAUGUUUGCACAGCUUAUGCAGGGUCAAGAAGCUAUUCGCACCGAGAUGCGUAAACAUCAACAAGAGACCGACACCCACUUGAAGCUUGUCGAUAACCAGUUGGCUCAACUCACAGCCUCUAUACCUUCGCGACCUCAAGGAUCACUUCCCGGGAAAUCCGAGACAAAUCCUAGAGAGCACUGCAAUGCAGUGUUCUUGAGAAGCAGGAAGCAACUUGAGGAUGUCGUCCCUCCUACUCCUGAAAAAGGUGAGUUUUCUUACUCUAGAUCUACGAUCACCUCUAACAUUCAGUCUGCAGAUACUCCAGUUAAGAUGACAUGUGAGGAAGAACCAAAGUAUGUACCUCCACCUCCCAGACCUCCUCUAGUUCCAUUCCCUUCACGACUUGUGCAACAAAAAGAGGCCAACCAGUUUAAGCGCUUCACGGAUAUGAUAAAGAAAUUGGAGGUCACAAUACCUUUUCAUGAGGUAAUCACUCAAAUGCCCUCUUAUGGCAAAUUUCUCAAGGAUAUUCUGGCUAGGAAGAAGACGAAGGAGAUGAGGAUGGAGUAG
This is a messenger RNA of Tarenaya hassleriana, 1434 nucleotides long. RefSeq lists its product as uncharacterized. The record is from RefSeq and is a predicted model, not a curated record. The transcript has 2 exons. The coding region runs from base 1 to 1434 and encodes 477 amino acids. Lineage: Eukaryota; Viridiplantae; Streptophyta; Magnoliopsida; Brassicales; Cleomaceae.